AUGGGCCUUGCAGAAAAUGUCCUGCCACUGGUGACAGUGACCAAUGUCAUAUUAGGUUUUGUGGCCUAUGUUUUUUUCAAGUUCAGCUGGCAAAUCAUUUACAAUCGCUUCUUCAGUCCGCUCGCCAAGUUCCCCGGUCCUUUCUGGGGUUCUGUAACUCGUCUCUGGAUCGCAUGGCAGAAUCUGCAGGAAACCGAGGUUCCAACUGUCUAUGCGCUUGCUAAAAAACAUGGCCCUGUUGUUCGCAUUACCCCGACAUUGUUGCUGGUCAACGAUCACAAAAAGCUUCCGGAACUCUACCACCGCAAUGCAGACAAGACCGGGCACUAUAUUACGGGAAGCUUCGGUGAGACCGAGUCUCUGUUCAAUAUGAGGUCUCACAAGACCCAUGCCGGGUUCAGAAAGCACAUUGCCGGACCGUACAGCUUCAGCAACAUCAAAAAAAUGGAGCCAUUGGUUGAUGAGCGCAUUACCCAAUGGAUCGGCAAGCUCAAUGAAAAGUUCGCGAAGAGCGGCGAAGCCUUCGACUUCGCCUGGUGGGCAGUCUACAUGGCCUACGACAUAAUCAGCGAAAUCGGCUUCGGCGAGCCUUUCGGCUUCAUCGAAAAGGGCGAAGACAUCGGGGGCCUAAUCCAAGGCUUCCACGACGGUCUCCCAGCCUUCGGCCUCCUAGCCCGCUUGCACCCCUUCACCUCAUGGGUAAAGACCACCUUCUUAAAAAAAUACCUUGUCGCCAAGCCAGCCGACAACUCCGGCAUUGGUGUUCUAAUGCGCUUCCGUGACCGACUCAUCGACAAGCGCAUCAAGGACAUCAAAUACGGCAGGAAGCCCAACCGCACAGACCUGCUCCAGACUUUCCUUGAGGCUCUCACGGAAGACGGAAAGCCCCUUGAUCUGGAGUACAUCCGCGCAGAGGUUCUGCUCGUCCUCCUUGCUGGUGCAGACACAACAGGCACCGCCUUCCAGGCCAUGGUGCAGUUCCUCUUGACCCACCCGGAGGCGUAUAAGCGUAUGAUGGAGGAAAUCGACAACGCCGCUCGUAAGGGCCUUAUCUCAGAUAUGCCACAGUACGAUGAGGUCCUAGAGCACCUGCCUUUCUAUGUCGGCUGUGUGAAGGAGACCAUGCGUCUAUGUCCGUCUGCGCCGAAUAUCUUCCCCCGUUAUGUCCCUGAGCCGGGGAUCGAUCUUUAUGGUUGCUUUGCGCCGGCGGGUACGGAGAUUACCUGUAAUCCGUACCUUGUGCAUCGGGAUCCGAACCUUUAUGGGUAUGAUGCCGAAGAGUUUAAGCCAGAGAGAUGGUUAGAUGUUGAGAGGGCGAAAUUAUAUAAUAAGUAUAACUUUUCGUUUGGGUAUGGAUCGCGUUUCUUCCGCCAAUACAAGCCGCAGACUGCACAGGGUAAGCCUGAUGCUCAGUUCAUGAUCAAAGGUGGUGUUGGCUACUGGAGAGAUGUGUGGUUGAACAUCUCUCCCCGGGCAGAGGUGAAGGCUGAGUGA
Messenger RNA from Penicillium digitatum Pd1, 1494 nucleotides. Lineage: Eukaryota; Fungi; Ascomycota; Eurotiomycetes; Eurotiales; Aspergillaceae. The record is from RefSeq and is a predicted model, not a curated record.